AUGGCAUCCAAACCCUCAACAGCUGAAGAGUCGCCCUCGACGACAUUUAACAUCGUCGCGUCCUACAACUCGCUGAUUGAGAGCGAUCCAAACAUCACACCUCCAAUUGCAGCGAUCGAAUCACUCAUCAACCUUCUCGCGACCUCGCCCUUGACAACCAUCUCGGAAACCCUCGCACUACUGUCCAGCCACUCUCGAAGACUGCUCGAGUCACAACGCAACCCGAUUCCGCUCUCUGCUGGGACAGAGCUGUUUCAAAGGUACCUGAUCAGCUCCUUCCAGCAACGGCCGUCGUCGCUCGCGACAUCCGACUUCACCGCGUUACGCCAUCACAUAAUCGCCCAGUCGUCUCUGUUUGUGAAACGCGCCAAUGAAGCACGUCUCAAAAUCGCCCAUCAUGCCUUGCCAUUCAUCAAAGAAGACUCAACCAUCAUUACCUACGGAUACAGCCGGGUAGUUCACACCGUGCUAACUGCAGCUGCAGAGUCCAAGCGCUCUUUUAGCGUCGUCUAUGUGUUACCCCCAACAGGAGUAUCAUCGCGGCUCGCAGAGUCUAUCGCCUCGCUGCAGGACCUUUCUAUUCUUACCACCACAAUUCCACUGCACGCUUUGACAUAUGCGCUAGCGUCGCUGCCGCCCUCUCCGGCUUCACCACCACAGUUCCUCGUCGGCGCCACCGCGGUCUUGGAGAACGGAUCCAUCGUCACAGGGCUCGGCACACACCAAAUCGGACUUAUCGCACAGACUUAUGCCAUCCCCUUGCAUGUGUGCGUGGAAUCGUACAAGUUUGUGGGGAACUUCCCGCUCGGGUAUGGGCCGAGUGAUCUUCGAAGACUGGGGGUUGAACAAAAUGUGUUGCGCUUUGGCCUCGGCGGGACUACUGCGGCUCCUGAUUCCAACGCCGGAAGUCAGAAGAAAGAAGGGUUUCCAGGCUCCAGACCGCCGCCAAAUGAUGGAAAACCCGCUGCAGGGCAUGUGGACGAUUGGAUGGUCGAAAUCACGCCGCCGGGGUUGAUCUCGGCCCUCAUCACGGAAAACGGACUCAUGACCCCGAAUGCCGUCAGUGAGGAACUGAUCAAGUUGUGGUUCUGA
This is a messenger RNA of Fonsecaea nubica, 1092 nucleotides long. RefSeq lists its product as hypothetical. Gene Ontology annotation, cellular component: eukaryotic translation initiation factor 2B complex. The record is from RefSeq and is a predicted model, not a curated record. The transcript has a single exon. Gene Ontology annotation, biological process: translational initiation. Lineage: Eukaryota; Fungi; Ascomycota; Eurotiomycetes; Chaetothyriales; Herpotrichiellaceae. Gene Ontology annotation, molecular function: translation initiation factor activity; guanyl-nucleotide exchange factor activity. The coding region runs from base 1 to 1092 and encodes 363 amino acids.